AUGCCCUUCCCCAGCCUUCGUCGAAGAACGGCGACAGACUCGCUGAGCAUCGACAAUGAGCAGAAAACGCCAUCGCCCUCUGCUCGAAGCCGCUCUGCUACCGUUCCAAGACUAUCUGCGCGCAAAAGUCUAUCCUCUCUGCUAGACUCUGCUAUGAGAGGACGGACAGCCAGCCGUUCACCAACCAGAACCGUCUCUGAUGCCAUGGAGCGUAACCUGUACCCAGAAUAUGAUGCUUCAAAUCCGAAUCAUGACCCUCAGCGAGCUGCAGAAACCCCUCGAACUGGAAAACCUAGACGAUUCCCCCGAGCUCCAAGUCCACAUCCACUCAAAGGUUCUGCAACCUCAAGACUAUCCAGAAUCAGCCGAGACACUAUGAACAGAAGACCCUCCGAGUACUCAAUCACGGACAAAUCGUCUCCUGCCAGAUCCAUUCUCGAAGCAUUGGCGGACGCAAUUCGAGCACCAACGUCUCUGUUCUACAAGGAAAACAAGCAAUCCACAAAGAUUGAGGAUGAGGAAGCAUUGACGCACAAUCCUCCGUCUACAGGAAAGACAAGCCCCAAGAAGUCGGUGAGGUUCAGAUCUGGUAACACCGUCAUCGACACGGAAGCAAAAUCUUCUCCGAUCGACAUUCCAAAAACGACACCGUCAUUGCCACCAGUCCAGCUUGCACAGACCCCGAUCCUGCAAGCCUUCAGGAGACUCCAAGACCCUAUCCCGACUGCAAGGCCUCAGCCAGGACAUGUCUUGAGGUGUUCUGCUGAUUUCCGUCAUGCCUUAGCUGCAACGAAAGCUAGUGAUAUUCUCGGUGGCUUGGACGACAAGGCGUUGACUGAAUUUCCGACUCCUCAGUCCACUCAGCCAGGCAGCGUUAUACCUACAGACAACCCUUUCGAUGACCCAUCCGAAGAGAUUGAUCCUGAAAUCAGUCUGCUCUUGCUUAGAGGGUACGAUGACGGCUUUCGGAGGAGGAAAUCAUCGAGCUGCCCAUCCUCUCCAGAUGUGGCCAUUGAGAAGGGGUUUCCUAGUAACGACGAUGAGACGCAAAAGGUCCCUCUUUCACCACUCCUUACAUCUCCAGGUCGCCGCAAGGAGGAGUGUACCCAAGUAGAACCAUUUCCUCGCCCAGAGCAAGCGUCAACGGUCACAAUGGAAGAGGCUGAUGGCAGCACAGAUUCCCAUCACGAUCGACAUAAAGGUCGCGAACACCAGUCGGCUUGUGAAACAAAGGAUUCUCCGUUGUGUCCCGAUGACAACGGCCAACCUCUGUGGGGUCCGGAGGAGCAUGAAAUGGAUUCCGGAAAGUCAAGCCCAACAGCGGUCUUCAGCGACUCCAGUCCUUUAUCUGGACCUGGCCAGGUAGAAGUGGUCUCACCCUCGAAGAUGGAGCAGGGAACUAACGUUCCUGAUGAGAUAGCACAGCAAAGCAGUCCCACAGUUCUCCAGGCUCCGAAUGAGAACAACGGCCAUGCCGCUGUCAACUUGAAGUGGUACAUGGACUGUGCGACCGCAGCUCGGUGUGACAAGGUCCUCGACCCUCGGACAGUCUCGGCCUCCUCAGUGGCUGUGGACAAACCGCGACGCACACCAUCGCCUGCGUUUAUACCUCUGCCCUCAUCAGCACGUCCUGCGGGUCGGACUCGUCAGUUGGCAUACACCGACCAGUACGGAUGGUGUCCAUUCGAUGACUAUCAAUUCGUGUAUGCUGCAAAAGCCGCUCUUGAACUGUCUCAGACUGCCUUCGGAGAGAUGAUGUCUCAAGAGGGUGGCCUUUGGGAGUUCUGGAACCAGGCCAAACUGCCAUAUGACACUGCGCCGACGUGGGACACAAAAGGUCUGUGUUUGUGGGAGAUUGACGAUCUUUUGAACAGUAUCCGACAGCAAUCAACUCUGCCGGAGCCUGUGACAUGCAUGAUCGUCGAGGACUUCAAGUCGGUCAUUGCACGCUACUACUUCCGAAGCCAUGGUCAUGCGGAUCGACGAGACGAGACUGAAGAAGACUUCGACACCAGCUCUGUUUUUCAGGGAGAGUCAUUCUCGCGCGAUGAUAAAUCAUUCGGAGUAUUUCCCCCACCCAGCACGCAAUUCGACGAUCCUCCCGGAGGAGACAUGAACGGUGCGGUCGACUGCAUGCUCGAUGACGCUACAAAUCUCGCGCAUAGUGAUCUUUCUUGUUCUUCUUUGGCGAACGAGGAGAAGUGCGAGAAAGUGGCGAAAGUCCUGGAGAACUUUGAGAGGAAGAGGUUGAGAGAUACUGAGGAGGAAAGCGACAGCACAUUUGUGAAGCGGCUUGGAACCAUGAACCUCGAGUGCAGCGUCGUCGAUUCUGCUUUCCCUUCUGCGAAUGACAAGGAAAAGUGCCUGCGCAUCUCCGAAGAGGAAUACGAAACAGAGACAGAGUCGGCCCCUGAACUUGUUGAGGAGGUCGAACUAUUUCGAGGUCGACCUGUCAGAGCUAUCACCACGGAGAGCAAAUGGUCCACGCGAAGCAAGCGUAACAGAGACGAAUCUGGACAGACCGCUGAAACCAUCUCCUCGACAAAUUCACCUGAGCCGGUGGAUGAGGAUGAAAAAUAUUGCCGGGGCAUCGUGUGA
This is a messenger RNA of Exophiala xenobiotica, 2598 nucleotides long. RefSeq lists its product as uncharacterized. The record is from RefSeq and is a predicted model, not a curated record. Bases 1 to 2598 code for a protein of 865 amino acids. The transcript is spliced from 3 exons. NCBI's taxonomy places the organism in Eukaryota, Fungi, Ascomycota, Eurotiomycetes, Chaetothyriales, Herpotrichiellaceae.